GAGGGUCUACGCCGAGCGCGCCGCCGGGUCUGGGUGCCAGGAACUUGCCCGACGGCCCCCGACCGCCAUGUCGGCCUUCGACACCAACCCUUUCGCGGACCCAGUGGACGUAAACCCCUUCCAGAAUCCGGCUCUCACUGCCCCUCGCGGUGGGGGGGCGGGGGACUCUCCCUUUAUCAGUGCAAAUGCAGCGACCACGGUGCCCGUCACACAGCCCCCUGGGGCCUCACAGCCAGCAGUUCUGCAGCCAUCGGUGGAUCCAGCCCAGCCGACCCCCCAGCUCCUGCUUAGACAGGCCGGCAGGUUCCUGCCCGCCAGCUUCCUGGCAGGGAGCGAGGUGUCAGAGAGGCAGACGCUGCUAGGAGGAGAUAGUGUUCUCAGAGACAGCUACACGCGAAAGCUUUCGAAGGCUGUGGCCUUGGCAGCCCAGGCAGGCCUGCUUCGGCAGCAGGAGGAGCUGGACAGGAAGGCUGCCGAGCUGGAUCGCAAGGAGCGGGAGCUGCAGAACACAGUGGCCGGCUUGCACGUGAGGGAGAACAACUGGCCGCCCCUGCCCUCCUGGUGCCCCAUCAAGCCCUGCUUCUACCAGGACUUCUCCACCGAGAUCCCCGCCGACUACCAGCGCAUCUGCAAGAUGCUCUACUACCUCUGGAUGCUGCACUCAGUGACGCUGUUCCUGAACCUGCUGGCCUGCUUGGCCCGGUUCACAGCUGACGCUUCCAAGGGAGUGGACUUUGGCCUCUCCAUCUUGUGGUUUCUGCUCUUCACCCCCUGUGCCUUCCUGUGUUGGUACCGGCCCAUCUACAAGGCCUUCAGGUCGGACAACUCUUUCAGCUUCUUCGUGUUCUUCUUUAUAUUUUUCUGUCAAAUAGGGAUCUACAUCAUCCAGCUGGUCGGCCUCCCUGGGCUGGGUAACAGUGGUUGGAUCGCAGCCGUGUCUACACUGAAGCUUGACCCCCUGCCCGUGUCGGUCAUCAUGAUGGUGGUGGCUGGCUUCUUCACCCUCUGCGCUGUGCUCGCCAUCCUGCUUCUGAAGCGGGUGCACUCCCUGUACCGCCGGACGGGGGCCAGCUUUCAGCAGGCCCAGGAGGAGUUUUCCCAGGGCAUCUUCAGCAACAGGACCUUCCGCAGUGCUGCCUCGUCCGCCGCUCGGGGAACCUUCCAGGGGAAUUAGCCCUCCCAGCUCACUCUCCUCCCUCUGCCCCAGCCUCUUCUGCCUGCCUUUGGGAGCCGCAUUUUCCAGGGGUGCCUUAGGUGGUGGUGUGCCCCACCCCCGCACAGACCUGAGGGGAACUGGCCCUGGCUCUUCCGCCUUCCUAGGCAGUCAGUUCUCUCUUCCACCCGAGGGGAGGUGACGGGGAAAGGGACUUAUUUUUACACGAGAAGGAAAAAAAAGGUUUUUCCCUGGUGGUGGUUUGAGAGGGUUCUGUUUUCUCUUUGGAAGCAGUGGACCUAAAUUUACACACAC
Messenger RNA from Echinops telfairi (small Madagascar hedgehog), 1468 nucleotides. RefSeq names its product secretory carrier membrane protein 2 (gene SCAMP2). Gene Ontology annotation, cellular component: trans-Golgi network membrane; recycling endosome membrane. Bases 68 to 1174 code for a protein of 368 amino acids. The record is from RefSeq and is a predicted model, not a curated record. Gene Ontology annotation, biological process: protein transport. The transcript is spliced from 11 exons. Lineage: Eukaryota; Metazoa; Chordata; Mammalia; Afrosoricida; Tenrecidae.